CUGGGUACCUACUUUGGCUCUUAAAACAUCUUGCUUGAAGUUACAUCUUACUUACAUCUCUCUCUGUCUUGCAUACAGUACCUGGAUGCAGCUGACAUUGGCGAUGUUGGACUCUAUAUGCGCAUCAUAGCAAUGUUGGGGUCAUUGCUUCUAUCUAUCCACUAUCUGUCUAUUCACCACCCCAGGAAUCAUUCAGGAAAUAUCACAUCUCACACCUUAUUCAACCAUUAUCGUUAUCUAACUCUGUACACACACACGAAUCAUAUAGGUGGGUCAAUACGGCAAAAAGGGAAGAACUUUGUUCUACUCGAGUACACGUAUUACUAAUACCGUAUGUCUGAUAUGCCAGCUGUUACACUUUCGAUAGUUUCACAAAAACGAGUCUGAUAGGCAGUCAACUAUCUCAACAUCAAGCCCUGUUUCUCUAAUAGACCAAAGAACUACUUGAGUAUAUUGAGAAGGUCUCACCCCGUCCACCUAUAACUUGCAAUCAUGGCUGGCCUCGUACAACCAUUUCUUAAUUCUCUUGGCCCAGAAGUGGAGGACCCCGAAGAAGAGGCUUUUCUGUUAUUCUCUCAAACCAUCCCAUCCCAGAAUCUCGGAUUCGUAGAUUCAAAGGCUACUGAAAUAGAUUUGACGAUUAAUGGUAAAGAUCUCACAAUUUAUCAAUCUCCUACAAUCUUAUCAUCAAAUCGUGAUGGGGGAACUACUGGAGCAGUGAUAUGGAAAAUCACCCCCCUUUUCGCAAAAUGGAUAUCCUCACCUACAAAUCCUCUCCUCCAACAUCAGAUAAUCUCCCCUGAUUCAGUAGUCCUUGAAUUAGGUUGUGGAAUAUCUGGUCUAAUAGGUCUUACUCUAUCACCCCUUCUCCAAACAUACAUCCUUACAGACCAACCAUAUGUCCUCAAAUUCCUCUCUCAAAAUCUUUCUUCCAACUCCUCCACACUAUCAACCACAACAAAUUCCAAAUCCAAGUCCCGAAAAUCCAAGAACCCAUCGUCAACAUCUACAUCAACAACCCAACAAACCUCACCCCACAAAAUCAUCCCUCUAACCCUCGACUGGGAAACCGACGUCGUCUCCCCCUCUCUCACCUGCUCAGAAACCACCACCAGCUUCGAUGCAAUCAUAGCAUGUGAUUGCAUCUACAACGACGCAUUAAUCCCACCCUUUGUCCAAACAUGUGUUGAUCUCUGUCGUCUUCGUUCCACAUCUUCAUCUUCAAAAAAUCAAGAUCAAGAUCAAACAGAACCAAGUAAUCCAACUUUCUGCAUCAUAGCCCAACAACUCCGCUCUCCGGAUGUUUUUGAAUCCUGGCUUAAGGAAUUUAAUAGAUUUUUUAGGGUGUGGAGGGUUCAGGAGGGAGAUAUUCAGGAGUGUGGGUUGGGAGAAGAUUCGGGGUUCGUGGUGCAUGUUGGGAUUUUGAGAUAGGGGGGAAAGGGUGAGUUUGGUGUGUCUUGUGUGUAGAUCGGAUUCUAUAUGAUAGGAAAUCUUUGGAUGUUGUUUUGAUGGUUUGGUUCUUGAUGAAGAGGAUGGAUAUCUUUCCUUGAAUAUUGUGUAAGAUAAUGGAUCAUAUCACAUCAUACUGAAUACUCGAAAUGAGGUUCGAAGAUGGGGAAUUGGAUAGAUAUCUAUACUAUCAACAAACUAGAGUAUAUGGCGUAUU
Botrytis porri is the source of this 1666-nucleotide messenger RNA. RefSeq lists its product as uncharacterized. Bases 493 to 1431 code for a protein of 312 amino acids. The transcript is spliced from 3 exons. The record is from RefSeq and is a predicted model, not a curated record. NCBI's taxonomy places the organism in Eukaryota, Fungi, Ascomycota, Leotiomycetes, Helotiales, Sclerotiniaceae.